CCAGAAGCCGAGAGACGUCGCCCGUGGCUCGUUCGCGACAUGUCGGCCUCCCAGGCGCGGGGCGCUGCCUCGGACCCGGGGCACGGGGGCUGCAGGCGGGCCUGGGUCGAGCUGCUGGCGGGAAGGGUCAAGAGGCAGAAAUUGGGUCCCGAAGGUGAGCAGAAGGUCAGGGAGUCGGCUCUGCGCCUCCUGAGGGGCCACCUAAACCUGGGUGACCUUGUGCUGGAGGUAGAAGGUCCUCCCGGUAAACAGCUGUGUCUUAACCGGUUGAUUGAUUAUGAUGGUCCUGGGGCCCACAUUGACCUUUCCAGUUCAUUGAUAGGCUCUGCUUUGCGCGACCAAGCCGCGCAGCUGGGUGUUCCAGCGGCCGUCCUGUGCAGCCAGGUGGUGGCCUCUGGCCUCGUGCGGGUCUGUGAGGCAGAUGCGGUGCCCCCUCCCAAGGUGCUGCUGACACCGGACCAGAGGAAGAAACUGUCUUCCUUGUUUGAGAUCGCACAGAAUUUAUUAGCACAAAGCAUGUUCUCCCGUCUUUCCUUCUGUCAGGAAUUAUGGAAAGUACAGAAUUCUUUGCUGCUUGAAGCUGUGUGGCGCCUUCAUGUUCAGAACAUCGUGAGCCUCCAAGAGCUGCUGGAAAGCCAUGCCGACUCUCAGGCCGUGGUGGCCUGGCUCUCCAGGGACCUGCGCCUGCUGUGUGAGCAGACAGAGGCACCCUGUCAGCACGCCGACGUCGCCAGAGCUAUGCUUGCUGAUUUUGUGCAAAUGCUUGUUUCGAGGGGAUUCCAGAAGAACGCGGAUGUGAGAGGAACCGUGGACCCGGAGUGGAUGUCCCAGGUGGCCGUCGCUGUUCUCGAGAGGAUGCUGGCUUCCGCGCUCGAAGCUUUGGCGGCCGGGAUACAGGAGGGGUCCGCAGCACACAAGGCAGUGAGCUGCUGGUUCGGUGUGUUCAGUGGACACAUGUAUGGAAGUAUAAUUUCAACCGAGUCUCCAAAGAGGUUCUUCUGUCACACUCUGACCCAGAUCCUCACCCACAAGCCUGUGCUGAAAGUUUCCGACGCCGUUCAGAUGCAGAGAGAGUGGAGCUUUGCAAGGACCCCGCCUCUGCUCAGUGGCCUGUACCGUAGGCUCUUCGUGGUCCUGAGCCCAGAGGAGCUGGUGGGCCACUUGCAAGAGGCUCUGGAGACACAGGAGGUGAACUGGCAGCACGUGCUGUCCUGCGUGUCCACACUGGUGAUCUGCUUGCCAGACGCACAGCAGCUCGUUGAUGGUUGGGUGUCGCGUUUGCUGACUCAUGCGUUCGAGAGCUGUGACCUGGACAGCAUGGUCUUGGCGUUCCUGGUUGCACGGCAGGCUGCGCUGGAGGGCCCAGCGGCCUUCCCGUCCUAUGCCGCCUGGUUCCAGGCCACCUUCGGGAGCGCAAGGGGCUUCCACGGCUCCAGCAAGAAGGCGCUGGUCUUCCUCUUCAAGUUCCUGUCUGACCUCGUGCCCUUCGAGGCCCCCCGGUACCUGCAGGUGCACAUCCUCCACCCGCCACUGGUUCCCAGCAAGUACCGCAGCCUCCUCACCGACUACGUGGCGCUGGCCAGGACGCGCCUGGCCGACCUCAAGGUUUCUGUAGAAAACAUGGGGCUCUAUGAGGAUUUGUCUUCAGCUGGGGACGUCACGGAGCCCCGCUGCCAAGCGGCCCAGGAUGUUGAGAAGGCCAUCAUGGUGUUUGAACACACGGGGAAGAUUCCCGCCGCCGUCCUGGAGGCCAGCAUAUUCCGGAGGUCCUACUACCUGUCCCACUUUCUCCCCGCCCUGCUCACACCGCGAGGGCUCCCGAGGAUCCCUGAUUCCCGGGCCGCUCUCAUAGAGUCCCUGAGGAGAGCAGAUAAAAUUCCCCCCUCCUUAUACUCCACCUACCGCCAAGCCUGCUCCACUGUCGGAGAGAAGAAGCCAGAAGAUGCAGCCUCGCAGAGGGAGGUGGAGCCCAGCUGUAAGGAGGAGCCGCUGGGUCUGCUCACAACUGCCCUGCGAGAGCUCAGGGCCUCAGUGACAGAUCCCACCCAGCGUGACGCGUUGUUGGCUCAGAUGGCAGUGAUCUCUGAACAGCUCCGCUCCGCCCUGGGCCUCGGCGAGGAUGACAGCGACUUCGAGGGGGCCCCGGUUCAGCUCAGCGUCCGGGCCCCCAAGCUCCAGCCGUGGGAGCAGAGGGUCGUGGACCUCCUGCUGACGUCUUUCUGUCAGAACCUCAUGGCGGCCUCCAGCGUUGCCCCACCAGACAGGCAGGGCCCCUGGGCCGCCCACUUCGUGAGGACCCUGUGCAGACGCAGGCUCCUGCCGGCUCUGCUCAGCCGGCUCUGCCAACUGCUCCAUCACCAGGGCCCGAGCCUGAGUGCCUCACAUGUGGUGGGGUUGGCUGCCCUGGCCGUCCACCUCGGCGAGUCCAGGUCUGCCCUCCCGGAGGUGCAUGUGGGCCCUCCCACCCCUGCCAGGGGCCUGCCCGUCCCUGAGCUCUUCGACAUCCUCCUGCCCUGUAGGACCCAGGAGUCCUCAGCCCUGUGUCUGAAAUUUUGUACAGCGGCAAUUUCUUAUUCUUUGUGUAAGUUUUCUUCCCAGUCACGUGACAUCUCGUACAGCUGUUUGUCUCCAGGCCUUAUAAAAAAGUUCCAGUUCAUGGUGUUCAGAUGGUUCUCAGAGGCCCGAGACCCUCCCUCUUGGGAAGACCCGGCCAGCUCUCCCUGGCGGCCCCUGUGCCUGCCCUCCGUGGACUGGCAGCGAGCCACUCUCUGCCUGUGGAAGCAGAGGACCUUGCGGGAACUGCUGAAGCAGGAGGGACUCCAUUUGACUUACAGAGACUGGUUACAGCUGGAACUAGAAAUUCAGCCUGAAGUUGAUUCUCUUUCAGAUACAGAAAGGCAGGACUUCCACCAGUGGGCCAUCCACCAGCACUUCCUCCCCGCGCCCGCUGCCACCGGGGGCUGCGAUGGAGACCUGGAAGUCGCCUGUGCCACGCUUGUCGACGUGCUCAUGGACUUCUGCCAAAGUUCAAGGAGUUAUGAUCACUCAGAGAAUUCUGAUUUGGUUCUUGGUGGCUGCACAGGAAAUCGUGAUAUUUUUUCCAGAUUGCAGGAGAUGGCUGCUGGCCUGGAGCAGGGCCCAGCGCGCCUCGGCCAUGCUGCUCCCCGGGGCCACUUCCUCUUUGGAGUUUUCUGCAGACGCCUCCAGGCCCUGGCUCGAGGGUGGGACGUGGCCAGCCGCCUGCAGCGACAGCAGGAGCUGCUCAUGUGCAAACGCAUCCUCCUCGGCCUGCCCCCCUCCGUGCUUGUCGGCAGCCCCCGCUUGGAGCAGCUGGCCGCCCCCGACUGCGAUGACUUCUUCCACUUGGUCAACUCGGAGCUGAGAAACUUCUCCCACGACGGCGCCCUGACCCACGACAUCACGGCCCACUUCUUCAGGGGGCUCCUCAACGCCUGUUUACGAAGCAGAGACCCCUCCCUGGCAGCCGACCUGACCCUGACUGCCUGCCAGACCCAGUGCCCCUUGCUUCUGACCUCUGCUCUGCUGUGGUGGCCGCACCUGGAGCCCGAGCUUCACCGCCGCUGGAGGAGAUGCUCUCAGAGCCCGCUGCCUGCAGAGCUGCGGAGGCUGCAGGAGGCCCGGCACUUUGCCGGGAGCGUCCUCUCCCCCCUUGCGGCACCCCCCACACCUGGCCCGGCCUGGCUCUGCGCGGCUGCCCUGCACUUCAUGAUUCGACGGGCCGGGAAGGAGAGCAUCCGGCGGGAGCUGGGGCAGCUGGACGGCCAAGGAGAGGAGCUGUUGGUUUUCCUGUUUUUUUUUUCCUUGAUGGGCCUGCUCUCUUCACAUCUGACCCCACAGGCCGCUGGCUCCCUGAAGCCCCUGGACGUCUGUGCCGAGGUCCUGGGGUGUCUGCAGAGGAAGAGGAUUUCCUGGCUGCCGCUCUUUCAGUUGACGGAGACGGAUGCCGGCCUGGGGCGCACCCUCCUCCGCCUGGCCCCCGACCACCAGGUCAGGCUGCUGCCGGUCGCCUUCUACAGCCUCCUGUCCUACUUUGACGAGGACGCCCUCCUCCAGGAAGACGCCUUCCUGCAUGUUGCUGUUAACAUGUACCUGAAGCUCGUGGGCCUCUUCGUGGCUGGGGAGACUGGUGCGGUUUGGACUCUGGCCCACAGUGGGGACCUCCAGGCCCAGGGCGACCCCGUAAGCCUGAUUACAAACGCUCGUCUUUUUCUGCUGCAGUCGAUACCUCGGUGCCCGAAAAGGAGCUUCUCAGACGUGGCAGAGCUGCUGGGUGCGAGUGCGGACUGUGACCCGGAAGUGCGUGCCGCCCUCCUCAGCAGGCAGCAGGCCAUGCUGGACCCUGACCUCUACCAGGAGCCCCGACUCUUCUGACAGGAUCUGUGCAGGGCAUAGCCCAACUCCUCGGUAAAUAAUUUAUUACAAGCGUUAACGUGGAGCUCUCCGUUGCCCUGAAAAGUGGGUUACAAACCUCGACUGCAUUAGUGGGGAAGAGGAAUCAUUUCUUUGAAGUCCGCCUCUGGCCCCAAGUCACUCUGUUUAUAGAAGAAACUGCCGGUCCCAGAGCAGAAGCCACAAGGCCCCGUGAGCUGUGUGCUGAGCCCCUGCCACCCAGCACAUGGGGUGGAGGCUCGUCGGGGUGCAGAGCUGUGCCGUCAGGCCUGAACCCCCAUCACUGCCCACUGAGCUCGGGGGCGGGCGUGCCCUCAGGUAGGCUCAGCCUUCACGGCCUGCCCCGCUGCGGGCCCAGGCGGGGGCUCCGGGGCCUUGUCCGGGGUCUGCGUCAGGGGGUGCACCAUGGACAUGUGCACGUUGAGGUUGUGAGCCUUCUCGAACCGCCGGCCACACUGGUCGCAGGCGAAGUCCAGCUCCGUCUCGGCCUUGUGCUUGGUCAUGUGGUACUUCAGGGAUGCCCGCUGCCGGCACUGGAACCCGCAGACUUCGCACCUGGGGGCCGGGGGCAGGUGAGCCAGGGCACCGCUGGUGGGGGAACCCCCCCCAACCCCCCACCCCACUUACUGCAGGGGCUUGGCUCCUGAGUGGCGCAUCUGGUGGACCAGGAGGUGCUUCCGCUGCUUGAAGGUCUGCCCACACUCGUCACAGAUAUAGUUCCGCACCUCUGGGGACCAGAGAGGCAGUGACCACAGGCCCUGACACCCUCCCCUCGGUGCCCAAGUGCCUUACAGGUGCCACAGCUCUGACACAGAGCCCUCCGGGCCGCCUGAACUUGUCACCUGGCUGCAGCUUCCUCUCCAGCUACUGUGUACAUUUCACCCGGAGCCUGUUUUCUUGCCCUUUAGGCCGAUUUCCUUGAGCACAAAUUUUUAGAGGAAGCCAACUCAGCAAGGUUGCAUAGAUGACUGAUGACAGCUGCUGCUACUCUAAGACCCACCGCCACGCUGGGCCCUCUGCGGGGUACCCACUGCAAAGGCAAUCUUAACGCUCUUGAACAGAACUUGAACCGUCACGCCCCACGCCAGUGGUUCCACUGCAGGCCGUGCCAGUGGGGCAGCUGCCACACGCUUCCCGCCCCACGUCACUGCACGUCCCACUGCUCCUCUACCAGUACCUGAACCAGCCUCCCAGGCAGGCUCCUCCCUCACUAGGGGCAACCGUCCCCAUAGCACACAUCUAGCCUCUUUUGUGUUAAAGACAAAAACUGCUUGUGGUCACGACCACUGGCAUCCAGACUGAGAACAGCCUGACCCAACCCAAGAGAAUCACUGUGUUUGUUAGAGACACAGACAAGAACACUUGGAGCAAAAACACACAAGGAAAACUGUUUCGCUGUGGAACCGACAAGUAAAUGUGCGCCAACAAUUCAACGGCCAACUCUGAGCGAAGUGACUCAUUUUUACAAAGUUCAGAACAAGAAAAACGCUCUCUUAGGCGUAGACACAGAUGGAACAAAUCUAUCUAGAAGGGGGUGCGGUCUGGGAGAGCUGCCUUCUGUGCAGAAGCAGCGACGACGCGCACCAGGCACGUAAGAGUCCAAGGUAUGAACGCAUGUUCAGAGAGAGAAGGGGGCGCUGGGCCUCACGUGCUGGUGGUGGUGAUGACCAGGGCAGGGCACUGUCUUCACUGUGCUUCCUACAACGGAUGCGGGUCACUUGUAAUCCAAAAAGCACACGUCAUCUUCUUAAAGUAGUGAUUUAAAAAGACACGACGGUAAACCCACAGAGAGGCACCAGGAUUCUUCGGCGCCGGUUUCCCAGGAGGCAGCCCUGUCCACGGGGGCGGGUGGGGGGGGGGGGACGCACCUGUGUGGAUGAGCUUGACGUGGCGCUGCAGGUAGCGGUCGAUCAUGAACACCUUGUUGCAGCCGGGGUGCGGGCAGGGCCUCUCCCGGACCUCCUCGUGGUGCUCCUUGACGUGCUUCUGUGGGAGGGACUGGGGACCUGAGUGCCUCGGCCUGGCGGACACCCCUGGUCACAGCACGUGCCUCCCUCCCACAGGCCCCGCUCAGCACCCUCCUCUCCCCAGAGGAACAGAUCCCAGCACUGCAGGCCUGUCCAGCCUCCCCCCCAUCCUCACGGGCCGGGGCCCUCACCUUCAUGCCGUCAGCCCCACGGUACACGGCCGUGCAGCCCUGGUGAGGACACUUGUAGAUGGUGGGCAGCUCCUCCCUGCAAUGCAGAGCACACGUGGAGCUGCGGCCCCGACGGGCUGCGUGGCCCCGACGGGCUGCGCGGCCCCGGCCCCUCACCUCUCACAGCGCGGCUUGCCCUUCCAGCCCGGCUUGGGCCCAGGUUUCUUUCGAAUUUUUGGUUCUUCUGACUUCUUGGCUUCUUUGCUUUCACUCUUCUUACCAGAGAUCCUGGGGGAAAAAGAGGACACCAGUCAGUGAUGUUUCUGAUUGUUUGCAUAUGCACUGCGGGAGGUGGGUCUCCUCAGGCCUCCAGGGCUAACCUGCUUCAGUCCCCGUGCUGACUGGCUGGCCCUCAAAUUGACCCUUGGCCGCCAAAGCUAGAACAGCUCUUCGGGGAGGUGGAGGCGCUGCACUGCCCCCUCGGGACACAGGAGUGGGCCUUCAUGACAACUUUCACUCCCUGUCUGAAAUAUCAACACCAUAAUUUUGGAGACAGCAUGGAAAAAGGUGGGGCAGGGGAGACUCGGGGGUCAGUCCCUCAACAAAACUAUCGUUAAGCUAGAAAAGAUCAGGAUCCACUCUUCUGGAACCUGCUGGGAGACUCAGGGCAGCCAGGAGAGAGCUCUGCGCCCACUGCCGUCCCCCACUCCACAGCCCCUGGGCAGCGGGGACCUUGUCCUCCACACAUGGGGUCAUGCAUUUCAGCCAGUCUCGCAGGCCCCAGAGGACCAGGCCAGACACAGUAACUUCCCCCCGCCCUGUGGUGUCCUUCAAAGACUUAAAGAUACAUGCACACUUUUCUUUCUAGAUCCAGGAGUUUAAGGAAAUCUGUCAGGAAUAGAAGGAAACUUCUAGGGCCAUAGCAACAAGCCCACAGCUGACACCAUGCUCGGUGGUCAAAGACUGGAAGCUUUUCCUCUGAGAUCAGGAACAGAGAGAGAGGGGGUGGUGGGCCUCACGUGCUGUUGGCGGUGAUGACCAAGCAAGAACAAGACAAAGAUGCUCAUUUUCACCACUUCUCAACAGAACACUGGAAGUCCUAGCCACAGCAAGUAGGCAAAAAAAAAAAAAAAAAAAAAAGAAAA
Messenger RNA from Globicephala melas (long-finned pilot whale), 7692 nucleotides. It is a transcript of the gene FANCA, whose product is annotated as FA complementation group A. Gene Ontology annotation, biological process: regulation of regulatory T cell differentiation; interstrand cross-link repair. Lineage: Eukaryota; Metazoa; Chordata; Mammalia; Artiodactyla; Delphinidae. The record is from RefSeq and is a predicted model, not a curated record. Gene Ontology annotation, cellular component: Fanconi anaemia nuclear complex.